This is a messenger RNA of Macrosiphum euphorbiae (potato aphid), 2601 nucleotides long. The record is from the annotation of a GenBank genome assembly. NCBI's taxonomy places the organism in Eukaryota, Metazoa, Arthropoda, Insecta, Hemiptera, Aphididae.
AUGGGUGUAAAGUGUCUUGUAUGUCCUAACAAGUAUGGUCCCUCGUCAACUGUUACUCUUCAUAGAUUUCCAAUGGAGAAGGAAAGAUUUUGUAAGUGGGUUAUAAUCUGCCGACGUCCUGAUCUAUUGGAAAAGGGUCCAGAAAAGUGUUAUCGAACAUAUAAACUAUGCUCAGAACAUUUUGUCAAAUCAGAUUUCAACACUAAUAAACGCUUAAAUUGGAAUGCCGUGCCUUCUGUAUUUAACUGGCCUGACGAGAAGUCGAAACAAACCGACAGUGUAAAAAUUAUUCCUGAGGAGUCCACUCCUUGUACUAAAACUGAGUCUCUAUCCUCCAACAUGUCUUGUACAACUUCCAAAAGCAACAGUUCAACUUCUGAAACUCAAACAAAUCUAGCUCUAUCAAACAACACACCAGAAAAAACUAAACUUCAUAAAAUGCUAAGUAUCCAAAAAAAUUUAUUUAAUGAUCUUCAUAAAAAAUUCCUUACAUUAAAAAAACAUUGUUCUGACCAAGAAAAAAAGUCUUCAACAUUAGAGUUUUUCCAUUUAAUGUGCGACAAUUUUCUCAAUAAAGGUUUUUCUAAUUUUGUUAAAGUCCAGUCCAAACUAACAUUGCAAGAUCCCCAUGGACAUUCAUAUGACUUUUCUUAUGAGACAAAACAAUUCGCACUCAUGGUAUAUUUUUUAGGUCCUUCAGUAUUUCGAUUGCUUCAAAAAUCUUGGUGUUUGCCAUCUGUUAGAACUUUGCAAAAAACUACAGAUAAUUGGGAAAUUAAUCCUGGUUUAAAUGACUUUUUGUUUAAACUUCUAGCAGUAAAAGCAAACUCUAUGAAAAUGAAGUCUAAAGAAUGUAUCUUGUGUGUAAAUGAAAUGUCGCUUAAAUCUUUUCUUUUCUUUGAUUACAAAAGAGAUCAAAUAACAGGUUUUCACAACACAGGUUCUAUUAAAUCUUGCGAUGUUGCAAAAUCAGUUAUAAUCCUUAUGAUCCGUGGUCUACAUACUUCUUGGAAACAACCUAUAGGUUAUUUUUUUGUUGCUUCUACUUGCACUGGGUAUGAUCUGCAAAAUAUAAUCUUCCAAGCUGUCCAAAAGUUGGCCAAUAUCUCUAUUAAUGUAUUAGUCAUGAUUUCUGAUUUAAGUUCAAGUUGUAAGCGCUUUGCAGAUCAACAAUCUAUUACCCCCCAUACCCCUUACUUUAAUGUUGGUGAAAAAGAAAUUGUUUACAUGUAUGAUCCACCUAAUUUAUUAAAAGCAACUAGAAAUCACUUUUUCGAGUAUCGUUUCAAAUCUCUAAACAAAAUAGCAGAAAAAGUUCAUCUUACCAAUUUUUAUGAUUCUGAUAAUAGUAAACAAAAUCGAUUAGCACCUAAAUUAACAAAAGUUCAUUUAAAUCCUGAUAGUUUUCAAAAAUUGAGUUGCAAAUUAGCUUCUGACAUUUUUAAUCAUACAGUGGUUGCAGGGAUGACUACUCUAGUUUCUUAUGAUGAAUUACCACAUAAUGCCCUCGAUACGAUUGAUUUCUUAGAUUCCAUGAAUAAACUGUUUGAUUUAUUUAAUUCACAUCCCAUUCCUACCGAGGUUUCUAAUCGUGAAGAAUUAAGACGUUAUUCAUUACCAUUUUCAAACUCUUAUUAUCAAAAAUACUUUUUAAAUCUAAUGUUUAAUUAUUUUUUAAAUUUAGAAAUUCAAAAAUUUAAUGCUAAGAAAAAUGAUUGGGAAAAUAUAUCUAGACACUAUAAAAUAAAAUUUAUUAAUGGCUGGUUAAUAUCAAUCGCUGGAUUAAAACGUCUUUAUCAAAAUUUAUCUCAUGAAAAUCAUUCCAAAGUAGAUUCAAUAUGUACGUACAGGUUAAAUCAAGAAUGCUUAAAAGAAUUUGAUUUAACUGUACGAAAUCGAAAUGGAAAUAUCAUACAUCCUACACCCAUUCAAUUUAAACGUAUUUUUAAAAAACUUUUUUGUUGUGAUUACUUUGAGCAGUAUGAAGGUUCUAACUGUAUUCAAGAUUUAGAUGAUAUUUUACUUAGGCUUGAAAAUACUCCUACAAGUGAAAUUAAAAUACUUUUCCCAGAUAAAAAUCUUUUUCAAUUUCCAUUACCUAUUAGAAACAUUAAAAAUUACAAACAAAUUAAUUUACCUGAUCAAAAUGCUUUGACAUACUUUUGCGGAUACUUAAUGGGGCAAUGUUUAAAAGUUCAUCAAUGUUCAACUUGUUUAAAUUUUGCACAAGCAACUACUUCAUUAUCCAGUGAAACUUUUUAUUCUCAUUUUACAACAUAUGGAGAAAAUCCUACUUUAUUAUUCCGUGAUUUAAUUAUUCCGAAUUCUACUUUUUAUCAGUAUAUUGUCCAAAUUAAUCAAGUUUUUAAUAGGCAUUUUAUUUCAUUAGCUCCUCAGCCUAAUGUGGGUAAGACUCUUAGAGAUUUAAUUUUAAAUACAAUUUUUUUCUACCAUCCGUGUGAUAAUUUCCCUAAAGAUUUCUUAAUAAACCUGUUCUUAAGAUUUCGAAUAUACAAUUCAUUAAAAAGAACCAACAAGGAAUCUCUAGAAUUACGUAAUGAUGAUAAAAACAAAAAAGUUAAAAUUCUUUCAAAUUUAUAA